Galendromus occidentalis (western predatory mite) is the source of this 1060-nucleotide messenger RNA. RefSeq names its product methyltransferase-like protein 23. Gene Ontology annotation, cellular component: nucleus; cytoplasm. The record is from RefSeq and is a predicted model, not a curated record. The transcript has 8 exons. The coding region runs from base 1 to 951 and encodes 316 amino acids. NCBI's taxonomy places the organism in Eukaryota, Metazoa, Arthropoda, Arachnida, Mesostigmata, Phytoseiidae.
AUGGCGGCCAGCGCUAUGUGCAGUUUCGUCACUGUCGUCGUAGAGCUGGUCGAGGUGUUUCGAAGCCAUCGAAGUCAUCGAAGUCGUGAAAGAGACAGAGCGGCUCACGGCGACCGGUCCGAUAGAGAGCACUGGGUUGAUAAACAAGACAACCAGAAUACGGCAGUCACACAGAGCUCACAACGUCGACAUUCGAAAGGUGGCGUUCCACCCGACGUCGUAAAUUCUGUGGUUCCGAUAGACAAGAAUCGAAAGUCGAGACAGUUCGUGUUCGAAUCAUCCAAGGAAUGCGUGUGUGUCAACAUCAUCGAACUGGCGGACGCCAAUUAUGGUCUGUACGUUUGGCCUUGCGCACCAGUACUUGCUCAGUACAUCUGGUUUUAUCGUGAUCACGUGAAGGGCAAACGUGUCAUAGAGCUGGGAUGCGGUACCGGUCUUCCCGGUAUCCUCGCUGCCCUUUUGGGUGCCCGCGUCACGCUCUCCGAUUCGGCCAACCUGCCCAUUUGCCUUAAACACUGCCAGAGGAACGUAGAAGCCAAUGGCUUAUCUACCACGGAGGUUCCCGUCCUGGGUGUGACGUGGGGCGCCUUUACGCCAUCACUGUUUGAACUCGGUCCUCUAGAUCUCAUCCUCGGAAGUGAUAUACUGUACGAACCGAAAGAUUUCGAAAAUGUCAUCGUCACUGCAAGUUACCUGCUACAUCAGAAUCAACACGCUCGCUUCUGGGCGACCUACCAGCUAAGGAAUGCGGAAUACAACCUGGAGAAAUUGUUGAAAAAAUGGAACUUAGUAUGCAUGCGAGUCCCUCUGGAUCACUUCGACGCUGAUACUCCUUCGAUCGGGGGCUCAAACUUACCAGGAGUACACCAAAUCGAAAUGUUGGUGAUGACCGUUGACCCAACCCAGGAAGAGCCCAAACCACCGAAAAAAGACACCAUCAGGUGGUCUUGAUGAAUACCUUGGACGAAGAGGAUCGUCGUCGUCGUACCUGGAGCGUAAUCCUAUCAACGUACGUGAGGAUGAGCGAUCGCUCAUACGAAUGCGCAGAUCUGAUGCCGAC